AAAAUUUACAAUUACAUAUACAUUUUCAUUGCAGUAUUCAUUUCGUUUCUAAUAGGCCAAAUUAAAAUUGAAAGAAAAGAUGGCUUUGCAUUCGGCUAUUAGAGGAAAAUUGAUUUCUGUGAUCGGUGAUGAGGACACCUGUGUGGGAUUCUUGCUUGGAGGAGUGGGAGAGAUAAACAAAAAUCGUCAUCCCAAUUUUAUGGUUGUCGACAAAAAUACUGCAGUAAGUGAGAUUGAGGAUUGCUUCAAGCGUUUCUUGAAACGCGAUGACAUUGACAUCAUCCUUAUCAAUCAGAAUUGCGCUGAGCUUAUUCGUCACGUGAUUGAUGCACACACAUCACCUGUGCCAGCUGUUUUGGAAAUCCCCUCAAAAGAUCAUCCCUAUGAUGCCAGCAAGGAUUCUAUAUUGAGACGUGCCAGAGGUAUGUUCAAUCCCGAGGAUUUGGUGCGUUAAGAUGUCUACUAGCCCACAAAACUGCAACAAAACCUUCGCCGUCGUAUUAUAUGAUUUCUGUGGGAAAACAAGAGAGCCUUUCGUUUGAUACUAGUAUAAUUAUAAUUUUGUAAUAUUUUUAGCGGGCGGUGACAUGUUAAGUGCUAUUUAUAUUUUAUAAUUAAUUAGUCCCAAUGGUCAAGACCAACAGCAACUGGCAUUGUAUUCCACACACACUUUGUGAUGUUUUGGCCUGUAAUCAACGCACGCACCUGUAAUUCUAUUAGAUAAUACAUUUUCUCUUAUAGUAUGACGGAAAUGCUUUGAUUUUGAUCUUCCAUUCCAUUUAAUUUCGUCUGUUCAUAUUUGGUAGGUUUCUUUCAAUCGCUCAAAAGGCAAGCCAUCGAAAAUUGAUAAACUCAAACACCUACUUAAUAACUAGAUGUUUAUUGUUGGUUGUUGUAUUCUCCGUUACAAAUAAAACUAAUAUACUGUAAUACAAAAUAUAAUUAGUUUAUAACAAUA
Molecule: messenger RNA, 958 nt
Organism: Stomoxys calcitrans (stable fly)
Lineage: Eukaryota; Metazoa; Arthropoda; Insecta; Diptera; Muscidae
Gene: Vha14-1
Product: V-type proton ATPase subunit F 1
Exons: 4
Coding region: 80-454 (124 amino acids)
Biological process (GO): proton transmembrane transport
Cellular component (GO): proton-transporting V-type ATPase, V1 domain; membrane
Molecular function (GO): proton-transporting ATPase activity, rotational mechanism
Source: RefSeq, a predicted model, not a curated record